This is a messenger RNA of Epinephelus fuscoguttatus (brown-marbled grouper), 4984 nucleotides long. RefSeq names its product membrane bound O-acyltransferase domain containing 7 (gene mboat7). Gene Ontology annotation, cellular component: mitochondria-associated endoplasmic reticulum membrane contact site; membrane. The transcript has 9 exons. Lineage: Eukaryota; Metazoa; Chordata; Actinopteri; Perciformes; Serranidae. Gene Ontology annotation, molecular function: lysophospholipid acyltransferase activity. Gene Ontology annotation, biological process: lipid modification; phosphatidylinositol biosynthetic process. Bases 132 to 1553 code for a protein of 473 amino acids. The record is from RefSeq and is a predicted model, not a curated record.
CCAGGAAGUACAUUUAUACAGUGUUAGUGGUGUGAAUGGGUAGUUUGUAUGAGUGUGUCAGUGUGUAGGCUCUGUCAGAGUCCGGAGUGAUUUUUUUUUUUACCUCGGUGAUAAACGCGUUGUAAAUAGCGAUGUCUCCCGAUGAGCUGGUGUACUUGGGAAUCCUCGCCGCCUCCAUCCCUGUUGGAUUCCUCUUCCGUUACCUCAGUCCUCCUGUGAAGCAGGGGGCAUCUCUUCUUCUGGGCCUCUCUGUCGCCAUUGCCACCUGUAACAUCCAUACCCUCCACUCUCUGGUGACAAUUAUUGGAACAUGGAUUAUUAUAAAGAGCAGCUGGAGACAUGCCCCGGCACUGAGUCUCAGCUGGACUUUUCUCUACCUCCUCUUCUUCCGCCUGGUCGCUUGGUUUGGUUUGCCACCGCCGACACCUUUUGCCAAUGCCAUCCAGCUACUUCUCACUCUCAAGAUGGUGAGUCUGGCCAACGAGGUGCACAGCUUCCACAUGGAGAAGAAAAAGGACGUGAGCUCCUUCGCCAAGUCUCCCAUCAUUGGUGGUCUGUCUCAGGAGCCCUCCCUCUAUGAUAUUCUGUCCUAUAGCUACUGUUACGCCGGUAUAAUGACCGGUCCGUUCUUCCGCUUCCAAACAUAUGUUGACUGGCUAAGGCAGCCGAGCCCGCUGGCCCUUCCUAGCUGGGUGCCGUGCCUGCAGCGUCUGAAGCUGGUUCCUGUCUACGGUGCUCUGUUCCUGGCUGUCAACUCCGUCUUCCCACUGGCCUAUGUUCGCACAGAGGAGUUCCUGGAUCGAAACUUUUUCUUUAGGUUUUUUUACAUGAUAGUAGUGUUCUUCGUGUUUCGGAUGCGCUUCUAUGCGGCGUGGUGCGGAGCUGAGGCUGGCUGUAUCAGUGCAGGUCUGGGCUGCUAUCCAGAGAAGGCGCUGUCCAAACCUGGAGGAGGACCCACCGUCAACUACAGUCCUGAUCCCACUGCUGAGGAGAAAUAUGACUUCAAAACCAUCCAGAACAUCGACUGCUACAACACUGACUUCUGUGUGAAGGUCCGCCACGGCAUGCGUUACUGGAACAUGACAGUGCAGUGGUGGCUGCAUCACUACAUCUACCCCAACGCUCCCUUCAAAGCCUAUGCUCUCAGGGCCGGCUGGACCAUGUUCAUCAGCGCCUACUGGCAUGGCCUACAUGCCGGCUACUACCUCUCCUUCCUCACCAUCCCGCUGUGCAUCGCAGCCGAGUCUGCCAUGGAGUCCUCCGUCCGAGCCAAACUGGGUCCUUCUGGACAGAACAUCUUCGACUGGAUUCACUGGUUCCUGAAGAUGAGGGCCUACGACUACAUGUGCAUGGGCUUUGUGCUGCUCAAGGCCUCCGACACCAUCAACUACUGGACGUCCAUCUACUUCAUCAUGCACGUCAUCGCCGUUUGCUGCAUUUUAGUGGGCAAGGUUCUGAAGGGAGGAAAGAGGGAAGGAAGGAGAGGGGACAAGGAGGAGAAAAGAGAGGGGGAGAAGAUAGAAAAUGUGAAAACUGGAGAGAAAACAGACUGAAUUGAGGUACAGAAAAGAACUGGGUGGAUACUUUUUUUGGGACAUGAGGAGGAGUUACUUCAAGACUAGAACAUCCAACAUUGAUCUCACCAAUAGUCAUCUUUCUAGCAACAAACAUUACACAGAGCUGAUAAGAUUUCUCAUGGAAAAAUGGAAAAUAAUUAAAAGUGUGUGAUGUGUAAAAUCGGCUAAAAGACAUUCCAUAUAUGUACAUGUACAUGAAAGUACUCUGAACAGUGGGAGAGGAAUGUUUGAGCUCAAUGAAUGUUACUUUUGUAGUGUCAGGAACUGGGGCGACUGCCUGUACAGGAUGUGUACUUUUAUUUCACAACACCAUUCCCAGUUUUAAGUGUUUAAGUAACCUCAGAAUGGUCAAAAUGAGGUUGUUGUGAUGUCAAGAUGCUGUUUAAGAACCAGGCAGCAGAGCGAGGCAAACAAUAACCAGCUGAAUUCUCAUAAUGAUGUUAUAAAUAUUUAAAAGAGGAGCAGAUUGAAUGUGAUUAAAUUGAGCGUCCAUAACCAACAAUGCAUUCCAGCAGCACUCAGUAUUACGUUACAGCACAUUUAUUCUGGAGUACAGAGAGGAGAGAGUGUGAUGAAAAAAGGCUCAGGCUUCAGGCUCAGCUGUCAUGUUUGUGUGUGAGCAUUAUCAAAAAGUUUAGAAUAUAAUUCUGCUGCCAUUUUGCAUCUUAAAUCAGCACCAUGACUGUUUCUGACCUCAAUAAAUAUAAUUGUGAUGCAGAAAAUUUACAAUAUAAAACUGUAAAACUUACUGUGCAGCCCUUAUUAGAGGUCUGCAGGAGCAAAGCAAGGUCCAGAUCACAUUUGUACAUUAAGACUUCUUUAAGUGUUUUAGACGAUGGUUUUAAAGCUACAGUUGGUAACUUUUAUAGAAAUAACUUCCUGCUGAAACUGUCUACAUACUCACAGUGUUAGGGUACGGUCACACAUGAGCAAAAUUAGCAUUGGUUAAUAUUUGCCUCCUGAAGGGGUAACUAAAACAUUCGCUGCCAGUGCAAGGCAAAUUCGCAUCUUCACACUGCGUGUAGUUCAACUUUGGUGAACUUUGAUUGCCGAAGUUGCAGCCUCAACUAGUUGCAUGUGGAGGAGAUGUUGAAUAUUGCCAUGUUUAACCAGCUGAUACUGUUUGAUAUUACUCUUUAGAAAUAAAAACCGCCCAUAUGAGUGAUGCUGCCUGAUAUGAGAAAGUUUGCUCAGACCAGUACGCUGUGCUUCAUUUUGGUUUGAUGGGAAAAAAAUGUAUUGAGUGUAUUUUGACAGGUAUUGCGAUUUGGAUAUGAGUUGCGAUUUUAGUAACAAUGGUAAUCUUUGCAUUUCAUUUUCUCUGACAAAAAGUAUAAAUAUGAUGAUGUGAUUAUUGCUGCACUAAACAGGUAUGGUCUCUUACAUUUGGAAUAUAAUUUGUUGGCCGGGGCAUCUCUGCAGCACCACAGUGCUUCAUUUAUAAUGUUAUGUUGUGACACAUUUUGUCUCUAUCAAAAAAAUUAUAGCUCCCAGAUAUUAUAUAUAGGUAUAGGAACUAUGAGGUGGAGAAACCUGAUUUCUAUCCGCCUCGUGUACAGCUGUGUGUAUGUAGUGACAGUUUCAGCAAAUAUGACAAAAAGUAAAUUUUUAUUAAAGUUACCAGCCACAGCUUUAAGCAUUAUAAUGUUCCUCUUUUUUUCCCCCGUAGCAUUUCUGUGCUUUGGUUCACUCCUGUGAUCCAGUGAAUCCAAAAUGUCUCUGUUUGUAUUUUUUUUUCUUACUGUUGCUCUGCCUGUAACUGUAAGCAUACCUGGAACAUGUGCACUGACAUCUCCGUAGCAGUGCUGUAUCCGGUGAAGAGUGCGCUCUGUGAAAGAACAGCAACAGUCCGUUCACUGCCAAAAUGUCUGUACUGCCAUCGUGGACCAUUCAGGGUUGGGACCAAACAUUUGAUACCAAAAGUCGCAAGUUUCACAUCGUAACUAUAAGCUGCCAACAUGAAUAACAGCACAGCUAGGGCCGGGCGAUGUGUUCAAAAUCAUUAUUGUAAUGUUAUUUAACACAGUGUUUUUAAAAACUGCAACAUGAAAAUAUUCAAACUGAUGUGUUUGUAUCACAUAUGACCAGAAUUAUCAAAUGUGUAAAACACUGUAGUCAUUUUAAAUUAGAGAUCACUUUUAGGCAAUUAAUCAAUUGUUUGAUUGACAGAAAAUUGAUUGGCAACUAUUUUGAUAAGUGAAUAAUCGUUUUAAUAAUUUUAUAAGCAAACGUGCUGGUUUUGUACUCACUAAAUGUAAGAGUUUGAUGCUUUUCUUUGUCACACAUGUUGAUAAACUGCUUAACUUCGGAUUGGCAAACCACUGGUCAGAUAAAACACCACAGGGUUCUCACUGUCUGGAGAAACCUAGAAUUGCAUUUCUCAAUUUCAUUUCAUUUCAUGUCAUGGAAUUAGGUUGUGUGUGAUGAAACUGUUACUGUAAUCUGCGGUGGAUAACCUUUCACACGAUGUAACAUAAGGGAAAAUUUAUUUUCUGUAACUGCCGAUGUAACAUAGCUCUAACGUGAUAAUGUUUGACAGUGUUUUGUUGACCAUCCCACAAGUUUCUCCUCAUUUUCUGUCUCUCCCUUCAUGUUUGCCAGCUAGCUGAAAUUAUGUUCGAACAGAGUUUGAAUCUAAUAUGUUUGAAAAAUGCAGAGCAAGUUGGGCAACUUUUUUUUUUUAUUAUUGGUACUUAAAAAGUCAUGGAAAAGUUUGAAAUGUUGUCCAUGAAAAUGUGCUGCACCAUUUGAAGACGUCACCACCAUUUCACUGUUUUCUGAUAUUUUCUUAACAAAACCACUGGUUAAUUGAAAAAAUAAUGGGCAGAUUAUUUGAUGCUGUCAAUAUUUGUUAGAUUCAGCCCUGAUUACAUGUGAACAAGCCCAAAUGUGUAAAACAAAAACCUCAGUUUUGUGGGUUUUAAUUAGAGCUAGAGUGAUAACAUAUGUUCAUAUUCAAAGUUGCUAAAUGGUGAUAUUGAAUAAUCGCUCGGCCCUAACCCCGAUAAACUGUGAACAGUUGGAAAACAUGUUGAGAGCUGUUUCACUCACACCUGUCUCAAACUGUGUAUAAACUCCACUGUGUCUCUGUUUUCUAUGAGCAUGUCUGACAACAGAACUGAAAGGUCUUACCUCCGUGUUUGUUUGGUUCUCCACGUUACCUGGAACUGAGAUCAUUUGACUUAUAAAUUAAUUUUGUGUCAUGCCUUUACCCUCUGUGUGCCAAGAGCCAAGCCUUGUAAAAAUGGUUCCCUUUGUUUUUAUUACUGUGAUGUUGUGACUUUUAGUUCCUCUUUUGACUGCUUAUCUCCCGACCGCAUUUUGUGUGGUUGUGUUCUUCAGCUUCACUGCACCAGCUGUAACACUCCCUACUCUGUGACUGUGGAAUACAUAUCAGCAUUUCCUCA